AAUAGGCACUUCCACACCUUCCUUCUUCACACUGAAAGAGCAUUUCUGCAGUUCCUCUAAGAAGAAGGAGGGCAGAAAAGCUUUAACCAUGGAGAAGAACUUCGCAUCGGUGUUCCUUCUUCUGAUCGCCAUCUCAUAUACUUUGGCUAAAGAUACCACUACCAAAAAUGAAAAAAAGGACACAAAAGAAGUAAAAGAGACCCGUCCCAAAUUACCACAGACUCUCUCCAGAGGUUGGGGUGAUCAACUCAUCUGGACUCAGACUUAUGAAGAAGCACUCUUUAAAGCCAGGACCAACAAUAAACCUAUAAUGGUCAUCCACCAUUUAGAGGACUGCCCUCAUAGCCAAGCACUGAAGAAAGCAUUUGCUGAACACAAAGAAAUACAGAAAUUGGCCGAGAAGUUUGUUCUCCUCAAUCUUGUUUAUGAAACCACAGACAAACAUCUCUCGCCAGAUGGACAGUACGUUCCCAGAAUCCUCUUUGUAGAUCCUUCACUGACUGUUAGAGCAGACAUUACUGGAAGAUACUCCAAUCGUCUCUAUGCUUAUGAGCCUUCAGAUAUUGCAUUAUUGUACUCAAAUAUGCAGAAAGCUCUGAAACUGCUGAAGACUGAAUUGUGAAGAAAGAAGAAAAGACACAAUGUCAGAUCUUCCACCUCUAAUUAACCUUAAACAAACAACCCCCUUCCUCUCAUGAAAGGGAGUAUGGAGGUUAAUUCUGGAUGUGCAUAGCAAUGACACAUACUGUGCAUGAUCCUUAAUAGAUUUGUUUUAUAUUCCUUUGUAACUGUGUCAUAUGAAGUAUUGAUUGCUUUUAUAAAAUAAGAAAAAAAAACCACUGUGUGCUCCUUUGUAUAAAUCAAGAUUCAAAAAUAAAUCUGCAUUAUGGUGUUUAUA
Molecule: messenger RNA, 898 nt
Organism: Pogona vitticeps (central bearded dragon)
Lineage: Eukaryota; Metazoa; Chordata; Lepidosauria; Squamata; Agamidae
Gene: AGR2
Product: anterior gradient 2, protein disulphide isomerase family member
Cellular component (GO): endoplasmic reticulum
Molecular function (GO): dystroglycan binding
Source: RefSeq, a predicted model, not a curated record